Messenger RNA from Chrysochloris asiatica (Cape golden mole), 992 nucleotides. It is a transcript of the gene TMEM150C, whose product is annotated as transmembrane protein 150C. Bases 8 to 757 code for a protein of 249 amino acids. The transcript is spliced from 7 exons. The record is from RefSeq and is a predicted model, not a curated record. NCBI's taxonomy places the organism in Eukaryota, Metazoa, Chordata, Mammalia, Afrosoricida, Chrysochloridae.
UCCAGGCAUGGAUGGGAAGAAAUGCAAUGUCUGGAUGUUUUUGCCUCUUGUAUUUACCUUGUUUACUUCCGCUGGAUUGUGGAUAGUAUACUUUAUAGCUGUGGAAGAUGACAAAAUUUUCCCGUUAAAUUCGGAAGAAAGAAAACCUGCUGUGAAGCAUGCACCAUAUAUAAGUUUCGCAGGUGAUGAACCUCCUGCAAGCUGUGUGUUUAGUCAAGUAAUGAACAUGGCAGCAUUUCUAGCUCUUGUGAUAGCAGUUCUCCGCUUCAUACAACUGAAACCAAAAGUUUUAAACCCAUGGCUGAAUAUUAGUGGAUUGGUGGCACUGUGUCUGGCUUCCUUUGGAAUGACCUUACUUGGUAAUUUUCAGCUCACGAAUGAUGAAGAAAUCCAUAAUGUUGGGACUUCCUUGGCCUUUGGAUUUGGCACACUGGCCUGCUGGAUCCAGGCUGCAUUGACACUCAAAGUCAACAUCAAGAAUGAAGGACGGAAAGUUGGAAUUCCAAGAGUUGUUCUGUCAGCAUGUAUCACUCUCUGUGUGGUCCUCUACUUCAUCCUCAUGGCCCAACGCAUCCACAUGUAUGCAGCCAGGAUCCAGUGGGGCUUAGUCAUGUGCUUCCUGUCUUACUUUGGCACUUUUGCUGUGGAGUUCCGGCAUUAUCGCUAUGAGAUUGUUUGCUCUGAGUACCAGGAGAAUUUCCUAAGCUUCUCAGAAAGCCUGUCAGAAGCUUCUGAAUAUCAAACCGACCAGGUGUAACCUAUCAGCUUCUCCUUGCUGUUGAGGUGGGUGUGACAGUGGAGGCCAGGCCAGGAGGGCACACUCACAGAACUUGAUACAGAACCUCAUGACACAUUUUUCAUACACACACGCGCGCACACACACCAGGCAUCCAUUCAUGGCCACAUUUGCCAAAUGAGCUUUUCAGGGCGACUUGUUUCUUUUAAGAAAAAGCACAAGCCCUUAUGUGUCGAGAUAGCACACUGUUACACUG